GUUUGCGUUAUUGCGCGAAAACUGAAAUAAUUUUUGUCAUCUACAUAUAUUUGAAUCAUUUACGUCUUAGAAUAAUUUUGUGCAUUUUCAGCAUUUGAAUAUUAGCGUUAAACAUGCGUCGUUUUGCUAAAUUUUGGCGAGAUUCGGCUAGUUUAAUUAUUCUCGCCCGAGAUGGGGCAAAGUCCAAUGGGACGAGUGCGGGUUGCAACUAUAAAGUGCUGGUGUUUAAACGCCCCGAGCGUACCUCAUUCAUGCCCAAUGCGGUCGUAUUUCCUGGAGGAGCGUUCGAUAAGCAAGACUCGGAGUUGCAGUGGAAUAAGCUACUGUCGAAAUUGAAUACUGAACCCCUAACGCGGGUGUCUGGACCAAGACCGUUUAUAUUCGAAACGGAAAGCAGUGAGGUGUUGGAUCGCAACAUCUCGUUACGCCUCUGUGCCAUCCGAGAGACAUUCGAGGAGUUGGGUAUUCUGCUCGCACCAUCUGAGGGUGAUAAAAGCAAACGUCCCGGUUACGGAACAGUGACCGAGGGUGGCAAGUGGCUGGAUGUUACAUCCUGGCAGAAAGAGAUACACGACGGCCGGAAGCAGUUGCGCGAGCUUUGUGAACAAAUCAACGUCGUUCCCGAUCUGUCCAGCUUAUAUGAGUGGUCCACCUGGAUCACACCGACUAUUCUGCACAAAAAGCGCUAUGAGACGGCAUUUUUCUUGGUGGCUCUAGAUUCGCUGCCGACCGUGACACCGGAAGCGAAUGAAGUACAGGAAUAUUUCUGGGAUACACCCGAGAAUCUGCUGAAGGCGCACGAGACCAACAACAUUUGGCUGACACCCCCGCAAGCUUAUGAGUUGAAGCGGCUCAGUUACCUGCAGGAUAUCGAGCAUGUUGUAUCGUUUGCCAGAACCAAGCGCGUCGGAAAAGGCACCACACCGCUCUGUCCCGUAGCAUUCGCGGUUUCUGAUGGUGUUGUCCUGGCUCUACCGGGUGAUGAACUGUACCCCAAAAACUAUGACUACGUCACGGAGCACAGCAACGCGAGCCAGUAUAGCAAUCUAACGGUCGAAGAGUUACGCCAUAAGGCAAGUUUACUGCAUCGACUGGAACUCGUGGGAAAGAUGCACGCGAAGGGAUUUCAUCAGACUGUGCCGGCGUUGGAAGACCAUUUGCAUCUGGCAGGGGAUAAUCGAUAUCGGGCGACAUUGUGAAACUGAUGAAACGUGCAGAUAUUGUUGAGUUAGCAUU
Anopheles nili is the source of this 1236-nucleotide messenger RNA. RefSeq names its product acyl-coenzyme A diphosphatase NUDT19-like. The coding region runs from base 114 to 1199 and encodes 361 amino acids. Gene Ontology annotation, molecular function: hydrolase activity, acting on acid anhydrides, in phosphorus-containing anhydrides. The record is from RefSeq and is a predicted model, not a curated record. Lineage: Eukaryota; Metazoa; Arthropoda; Insecta; Diptera; Culicidae. Gene Ontology annotation, cellular component: mitochondrion. The transcript is spliced from 3 exons.